CGAUCGUUGAGAAAUUUUAAUAUAAAAAAAUAACUCUUUCUCCUAAAUUAAAUUUUUUUUUCUUUCUUUUCAAUAAAUUAUUCCAAUAAAUUAUUCCACAUCUAAUAAAAAUUUAUUCUAGUAAUGUCGGCAGAUACGCGGACUCCUUUGGUCAAUGACUCGCAACAUUCUUAUUAUUGUUUAACACCUGAAAGUGAUGAAAAUGAUAAUUCAUCUAACAAAUCAUAUGAUGAUGAAUAUGAUAAUUUUUAUGAGGAAAUUAAUGAGAGACUGACUAUAAUUCGUGAUGUCAUUAGGAAUUUGGUACCUUUGGGUUCAAUUAAAAGUGCCGAAGAGCUUAUAAUUGAACCAGUUGUUGAUUACGUAUUCGAGAAAUGUAAAAAAGAUCCGUGCAUUGUUUUUGUCGUAUUAUAUUAUGCGAGAGGAUUACAAAAAAUGAUUAAAGCUGAUGGUAAUGGACCGGCUUUAGUCAGUAUGAGAACUAGAAGAAUUGAGUGUAGUGAAUUAUUAGCUAUAGAAUUAGUUCAUAAAUUUGAUGAUCAAGAACUUAUAUUCACUAAAGUAUUAACGAAACGAUAUGCAUUCUCACAAUAUGAUGAUCUCGAAACUCGUAAAAAUGCUUUGGAUCUCGCAGCAAGAAUUUAUUCUGAAAAUAGUGAUCAUGGCACAUUGUUUUUAUCUGAUGAUGAAGUUCAAUCGUGUCUAUAUGCAUUAUGGACUGGUCACUUAAUGCCGUCACAAAUUUCCGAUAUAUCACGUACUAUAGCCGUUACCGAUUAUCAUAUUCCAAAACAUAGUUCAAAUUUCUUUGAAACCUAUAAAAAUUUAGAUUUAUUAUGUAUUCCUAGAAAUCAAUAUUUAUUUGACGUAUUUGCAUAUGUUACAUUUUUAUUAAUUUAUACUCUUUUCGCCGCCAAUAUUGACGAGAUUCGUAAAUAUGAUAGUUAUUUGGAAACAAUGAUGUAUUUUUUAGUAUCAUCUUUUAUGUUAGAUGAUGUUUGUUUAUUCCAAAAACAUGGAGUUAAGCAUUUCACAUCUCUUAGAAAAUUACUUUCAUUUAUUAUAUAUGCGAUUUUCAUUAUUGACAUGAUGUUAAGAAUUAGAAAUUUUAUUAAUCCUGAUAGUUCCCUUCCUUCAUUACAUCGAAAAAUUCUAUCAUUAGUACCUUUAUUUCUUCAUUGGCGAGUUCUUUUAUUAUUGGAUGCAUUUCAACCAGUUGGAAGAUGGUUAACUCAAAUUUCAAGAAUUUUAAAGAAGAGCAUGUCAUAUUAUAUUUUAUUAUCUUUGGCAUUUUUUGCAUUCUUUCAAUCAUUUUUAGUUCUUCAAGAUAGUUAUAAUAAUCAGAAUGAUGAGUUAAGUGAAUGGGAAAUUUUCAAACUUUUGAUUAAAGGAAUAUUAAUUGCACCGGAUUUUCAAACUGUGAACGAAGUGGAACAUAGAUUUGGUUUUUUGUUAUACUCUUUUUAUGUAUUUAUAGUUAGUAUUAUUCUCUUUGCAGUCUUACUUCCAUUAUUUAUGACGGCAUUGUCAACUAGACGUUCAGUUCCAGAAGAGUAUUUAUCACAUUUCGCAUAUUUAGUCUUAAGAGAAGUAAGACAACAAACUCGAUAUAAUUAUCCUCCACCAUUUAAUAUUUUAUGUUAUAUAUUCAUAUUACCAAUUUACUGUAUUUUUGGAAAAAACCGAAAUGUACGUUCAUAUGUGAAAAUUUUAACAGGAAUAAUAUUUUUUAUUCCAAUGAUUAUUUUUACUUUGAUUCAAAUACGUGGAGGUAAAAAUAAUCAAGAAAAGGAUGUUAGAGAUAUAGAUGUAAAAGAAUUACCGGAUUUACCCAUUCCUCAAGAUGAAAAUCAAAUGCUUAGAAUAAUAUUACAUAAAUUAGAUAUAAUUAAUGAACAACAAAGCAGGCUUCAAUCUAAAUUGGAAAAUAUUGAAUCUCAUUUAGGUGGUGUUUAUUCAGUAUAAAUUUGUUAAAGUAUUUUAAAAUAGAUUUUAAUAAAAGUAUACCAGAUACCGUACUUUAUUUUUAAUUAAUAAAUAAAUAAUAUUAUUAUAUUUUUAUAUUUUUGUAUUAGAAAAGUG
This is a messenger RNA of Rhizophagus irregularis DAOM 181602=DAOM 197198, 2082 nucleotides long. RefSeq lists its product as uncharacterized. Lineage: Eukaryota; Fungi; Glomeromycota; Glomeromycetes; Glomerales; Glomeraceae. The record is from RefSeq and is a predicted model, not a curated record.